This is a messenger RNA of Nicrophorus vespilloides, 1129 nucleotides long. RefSeq names its product arginase, hepatic (gene arg). Gene Ontology annotation, molecular function: manganese ion binding; arginase activity. The coding region runs from base 37 to 1095 and encodes 352 amino acids. The record is from RefSeq and is a predicted model, not a curated record. NCBI's taxonomy places the organism in Eukaryota, Metazoa, Arthropoda, Insecta, Coleoptera, Silphidae. Gene Ontology annotation, cellular component: cytosol; nucleus; cytoplasm. The transcript has 4 exons.
ACAGUUUGAUUUAAUGAAGUGCUAAAGUAUAAUAAGAUGUUAAAAAAACGAGGAAUACAAGUAUUGUUUAAUUGUAUUAAGCGGAAUCUGCAUAAUGAUGGUUUGAAAGUAGGCAUCUUGGGUAUACCUUUUGAUAAAGGACAGCCCAGGAUCGGUGUAGGUAAUGGACCAAGAUUUAUUCGGGAUGCUGGUUUGAUUAAAAGAAUACAAAGUAUUGAUAAAAACAUGGACAUAAAAGAUUAUGGAGAUGUCUCUUAUACAGUCAGCAAAGAUGUUUCUGAAGAGGUUGAGAAUAUGCGGGAAUAUGAGCAUAUGGCUUCCUGCUGUAGGGAGGUAUCAAAAAACGUCGCAAAGAUCAUUAAUGAUGGUCGAAUUUGCUUAUCAUUAGGAGGAGAUCAUUCAAUUGGUCUUGGAACUGUCGAUGGGCAUAUACAGGCAAAAUCUGAUAAUAUUGCUGUUUUAUGGAUAGAUGCUCAUGCGGAUUUGAAUACCAACAAAACUUCCGCAACAGGAAACGUGCAUGGUAUGCCUAUGGCACUUUUAGCAAAAGAAUUAUCCGAUUAUUGGCCAUAUCUUCCUGGUAUGGAUUGGCAAAAACCUAUGAUUUCUUUAAGAAACAUUGCAUACGUUGGAUUGAGAGACGUGGAUGUAUAUGAGCGAUUAGUUAUUGAUAAAUUGGGUAUAACUGCUUUCGGUAUAGAAGACAUCGAAAAAUAUGGUAUUCAUAGUGUUAUAAAUAUGGCAUUGGAAAAAGUUGAUCCAUAUCAAAACAGAUCCAUUCAUGUUAGUUACGAUAUUGAUUCUCUUGAUGCAUUAGAGGCGCCAAGUACAGGAACCGCAGUUCGAGGUGGUCUGACAUUGCGCGAAGGCAUCCAUUUAAUGGAAAUGGUCGCAAAUACUGGAAGAUUAGGUGCAAUAGAUUUGGUGGAGGUAAAUCCUAGUAUAGGCAGUGCAUCUGAUGUGAGGAAUACCGUUGAUGCAGCUAUACAUAUCAUAAUGGCAUCACUUGGACACAAAAGACAAGGAUUAAGAAUUAAAAAAAUUCAAGAAAUGCCCUUACAAACAUUCCCACCUACUCGUGACUUGAUCAACUAAUAAUUUCAAUAAACAAUGUUAUUAAUCUAUAAAU